AUAAUAUAUGGGAACCUGUUAAUCCGAUAACUAAAAUUAAAAUGAAAGUUAGCCCUAAUCAGAUGAAGAACAUAUAGAAACAGAGCAAAUGCAAUACGUGGUCUUGGCUAGUUGGAAUCAUGAUUAGCAAAAUGGAUCUAAUAAACCAAAUCAUAUUGUCUUUGGAAAAUAAAAUGCAGACUAUUUAUAAAGCCAUAAUGAAUUUUAGAUUAAUUAAGGAUCUGUUUAACAUUCUAAAUUAACAACCUCAUCUAAUUAAAACAAUGUUCCUAACAUAUAAAAUAUAACAUCUAAACCCUUAAAUCAAACUUAAUAAAAAUAGAGAAUUUCAGCAUUUAGUGGAUACUCCUAAACUGAUAGAACUGCAGGCUUGGUUAAAGAUCAAGAAAUUUAAAGAAGGCCAAUAAAUUUAGCUAAAAGAAACAUAUUUUGA
Messenger RNA from Paramecium sonneborni, 433 nucleotides. The record is from the annotation of a GenBank genome assembly. NCBI's taxonomy places the organism in Eukaryota, Ciliophora, Oligohymenophorea, Peniculida, Parameciidae.